AUGCAAAUGCAGAGGAGAGAUGAUGGACCCAUGCUCGUUACGGCGCGUCUGCUGCAGCCACGUCUCCCGAAGCGUAGGGCGCGCUGGUCCGCAUUCCGAGGCUCGUGUGGCGGUGGAUGCUGGAGCGUGGAGGAGGAUGAGGAGGAGGUGGGCAGGACCGCGGAGCUUGGUUCAGCUGACGGCCACAACACAACCACAUCUCGCCCCUUUCUAAUACGCACUCAUGCACCGUGCAACAAGCCGCGCGCAGAGCUGCAGCAGCGGACCGCCCCCAAGAGAGGAGCCAGAGGAGGAGGAGCUAAAGAAGGAGGAACCAGAGGAAGAAGAGCUGAACACAAGGCAGAGGAGGACGAGCCAGAAGAUGAAAAGCCAAAGGAGGAGGAGCCAGAAGAGGGGGCAGAGAAGGGGGAGCCAGAUGAGGUGCUAGAUAAGCAGGAGCCAGAGCCAUGUGAGGAGCAAGAGGAGGAGGUGCCAGAGUCGUAG
Molecule: messenger RNA, 483 nt
Organism: Knipowitschia caucasica
Lineage: Eukaryota; Metazoa; Chordata; Actinopteri; Gobiiformes; Gobiidae
Source: the annotation of a GenBank genome assembly